Molecule: messenger RNA, 900 nt
Organism: Emiliania huxleyi CCMP1516
Lineage: Eukaryota; Haptophyta; Isochrysidales; Noelaerhabdaceae
Exons: 4
Source: RefSeq, a predicted model, not a curated record
CGACACGCCGAGCUCUCCGCGGUCGACAUCACGGCCGGGGUCCUGCCCAGCUUGCGUGUCCUCUCGUGGAGCGCCUGCCUCUUCCGCUUCUUCCUCUCCGCCGCCACGCCGCAGCUGCGCGACUCGCCCCUCGCGCCAGCCCUGCCGCACAUGCAGCGCCUCUGCGAGGCACGCCACAGACCUCCGACACACCUCCGACGCACCUCCCCCACACCUCCUCCACACCUCCUCCAGACAUCCUCCACACAUCCUCCACACCUCCUCCACGCCUCCUGGGGACUAGCCUUCGAGCUCGGCGCCGACGCGGUCUGCGCGCUGCUGCAGCUAAGCGCCGAGGUGGCGGGCAUGCGGGCGCUGCUGCUGCUGCUGCGGUGGCGCAGGGGCCUGAGCGCGCACGGCGUCGUGCUCGACCUGUACCCCACCUCGUACUGGCUGCCUCCCGUCGCGCGCCAGCUGAUGCCGCACGCGCGCGUGCGCCAGCUCGAGCUGCAGGCCGAGUGCUCCGUGCUGCGGCAGCUGGUCUCUUCGCGCCUGUCCGCGUACUCGUACUACGACGAGCGCGUCGUCGCGUGGUCCGAGGUGCUGCAAGCGUACGGGAUCGGGCUCAAGGCGAUCGACACCUUUUACGGCAGGAAGCGCUUCUCGUGCGGCGGUGGCAGCACCCGCGAAGCCUUUCACGGCCUAGAGCGCUUCCCGGAGUGGGCGGUGCGCGAUGUCCGGGCACUGCCGCCUCUGCACGCCCUCGCGGGGGCCCUCCUCGAGGAGGAGGGUGAUCGAGUACAAUCUGGUGGUGGAGGCCGCUCUCUGUCUCUCUCUGUCUGGGGUGCAUGUGAGUUGUGAGCUCAGCUGGGGCGCCGGGGGUUCCCGUUCGAGCUUUCUUGCGGCAGACUCGACUCUUAA